Messenger RNA from Erigeron canadensis, 540 nucleotides. RefSeq lists its product as uncharacterized. The coding region runs from base 1 to 540 and encodes 179 amino acids. The record is from RefSeq and is a predicted model, not a curated record. Lineage: Eukaryota; Viridiplantae; Streptophyta; Magnoliopsida; Asterales; Asteraceae. The transcript has a single exon.
AUGGAAAAAAGCAUGUUUUUGAAAAUCGUCGACGACAUCGAGGCGAAUUUUCCAUAUUUUAGAGACGGGUUCGAUGCACGUGGGCGAGGCAAUUUCAAACCGCUCCAAAAAGUUGUAUCGGCGGUAUGCCAACUCGCAACGGGCAAUCCGCCUGACGAGUACGAUGAGUACUUACACAUGGCCGCGAGAACCGACCGCGAUUCUCUUGAUCAAUUUUGUGACGCCAUCAUUAAGUUGUAUGGCCGUGAGUACUUACGUAGGCCUACCCAACACGACGUUGCUCGUAUUUUCCAUGCUCACGAAGAGCGCCAUCACAUGCCGGGGAUGUUUGGUAGCAUCGAUUGUACACAUGUCGAGUGGUUAAAUUGUCCAAGACACUUGAAAGGACAAUAUACGGGAGGCGACCAUGGCGUUCCCACUAUUAUGCUUGAGAUAAUCGCUUCUCAAGACUUGUGGAUUUGGCAUGCUUAUUUUGGUGCUCCUGGUUUAAACAACGACAUCAACGUUUUGAACCAAUCCGACUUGUAUCACACAGAGUGA